This is a messenger RNA of Bursaphelenchus okinawaensis, 8717 nucleotides long. Lineage: Eukaryota; Metazoa; Nematoda; Chromadorea; Rhabditida; Aphelenchoididae. The record is from the annotation of a GenBank genome assembly.
AUGCCUAGAGAUGUGAUAUCGGCUUCUCAAUCCAACUUCAACAUGGUAUUUGAGAACAGAGAAGCCUCAGUUUUGAAGGGUGAAGGGUUUAAACCGAGAGAUUAUCAGGUAAAGUACUUUGUUUUUGUUGUUUAACUUUUAGGUAGUGGUAUUGAUACAAAUUAAUUGCUUUUUCUAACAGUUACGAUUGUCUUUGUUUGAUUUUUUGAUUAUUCGCCUGUUUAAGUCAAGGAUACUUGAAACUUAUUUUUAUGAUUUUAGUUAGAACUGCUGGAAUAUGCGCUUGGUAGUAAUUGUAUUGUAUCAUUGGGUACUGGAUUUGGAAAGACGUACAUUGCAGUUUUGUUGAUCAAGGAAUAUGCAGCUGAACUUCAACGAUCUCGAGAUGGGAGGAAGAAGAGGGCGUUCUUCGUUGUUAACAAUGGUAAGAUAUUUUGUUGAUUUUUAGGACUUUAUUUUAAAACUUUAGAAAGUUAUUGUAAAAAUACAGUUAAAAGGUACUCAAAGUUGUUAAGUAUAUCUUUUAAAUGUCAAUUUUAGUUGUACUGGGUCAACAACAAGAAGAACAUCUUCGGAAUCACUUGAAUUUGAAUAUUAUAUUAAUACAUGGCAAUACAUCUGUAAUGCAGCAAUAUAGAAGUGAUAUGAACGGGUUUGAAAAGGACUGGGAAGCUAACGAGGUACUUUAUUUUAUUAUAGCUUCUAACUUGAUUUUUUUGAUAAACCUGAAGUUGUGGAAUUGUGUAAAAUGUUGCUUUUUGUCUAAAACACUGUAAAAAACGUUGUAUUUUUUAGCGAAAUAUUCGUAUAAAUAAUUUGACGUUUUUUUGUAUUUUAGGUAUUUGUGAUAACAGCUGAACUUUUGAACGAACUACUCAACUCUGCCUACAUUAAGAUGAAGGACAUUGCAUUGUUGAUCAUAGAUGAAUGUCAUCAUGUAGUUGGUGAACGGCAUCCAUAUAGAGAGAUCAUGAAGACUUACGUUAGAUCAGAAGGCGAGUUUUGGUCAAAGUUUUAUAAAAACGUUGAACAUGUUGUUUUUUUAUAGUAUUAUGAUAGUAAUUAGUAUAAAUAUAUUGUUUAGGGGAAAAACCACGGAUCAUGGGACUGACAGCUAGUGUUAUUGAUGGUGAAAUUCCUUUGACCAAAGUUGAGAACUUUAUUAACACAGUAGAAGGCUUACUUUGCAGUAAACUCAAGACAGCUAGUGAUGUUGGCAAAGUGAGUUCUUAUUUUUUACUAAUCUUUGCUUUUAGGCUUGCACAAAAGUCUUACAUAAAUAUGUGUAGUUUCGAUACAGACUGGGCCGUCUUUGAUAAUUUCUUUGAAGCUGGGAGCUCAACUUACUUUAAUGUCUCUACUUAAAACUUUUAAUUUUAGCUAUCUAAAUAUGGUAGUAGACCACGAGAGCUAAUAUUUUGCUACAAAGAAGCUUCAGUAUCGCCAGAAUCUGUCAAGCUAUGGUUGGAAAGGUCAUUGGAAGCCUCGUUUCAAUGUUGGGACAGUCAAGAUUACACAGACAUUGGGAAUUCGGCCAAGGAAGCCUUCGGUCGUACUUUAGAUGUACUAAAGCAGCUGGGACCCAUUGCUUGUUACAAUAUCUGUCAAAGUUAUUCGAAACAGUUUUCGAAUAUGUUAAAAUUGGAAGGAUGGAACCAGGAGAGGAUAAGGUACAUUAACUAUGUCAAGACUACUUUGACUCAUUGUAUGUGGUUGAUGAGCAAGCUGGUAAGUUGUAUAUCGUUGGUAAAUAUUACUAUUAGUUGUUUUCUGUUGAUGUUUUGUGUCAUAUUCAUAGAAAUUAGGUACCUUUUUUAAACUCAACUUUUCCAGAAGCGGUUUCCAAAGUCAGAAGCCAAUUUGCUUGAUGUAACAACUCCAAAAGUGAUUCGAUUGAUUGAAAUUCUGUAUUCUUUUUAUAAUACUCAGAAGAACAGUGAAGAUGUGAAUCAGAAAGACAAUUAUGCAGUGAUUAUCUUUGUUCAAGAACGGCACACAGCGGUUUUGCUUACGGUUUGUUAGGUUAAACUUUGAGAGGAGGCUUUUUGAUGAGAAUUUUUAAAAAUUUGUGAAAAAUGUUUAAAAAGCAGGUUUAAAGAUGAUUUUCCUAAAUUUUAGACAAUUUUCUUUUUUUAUUAUAAAUUAUUUAAUUUUAUAUUAUUCUCGUUUUAGCAAGCUCUAAAGGCACUAUCAAAAGCCUAUUCCAAGUACAACUUUAUCAAGCCAGACUACGUGAUUGGCAGGCAAGGAAAUGUCCUCAACAACGAUGAAGACGUCAAGAUAGCUAACAAACGGCAAGAAACCAUAAUCAAACGUUUCCGACAAGCCGAACUCAAUAUCUUGGUGUCAACGAGCGUUUUAGAAGAGGGAAUCGAUAUAAAAUCAUGUAACUGUGUCAUCCGCUUCACUCCACCACAAAAGUUCAAGUCCUACAUCCAAUCACGAGGUAGAGCAAGAGCCAAGAAAGCUAUCUAUGCCAUUUUGAGUGAAGAAGAUGUGGCUUCAGAGCUGAAGACAAGGUUGGAUAAGUAUUGUGAAGUUGAGAAGCUUCUGAUGUCGUACUGGCCGUCUUCUGAAAACGAAAUCGAUUCGUAUCUGUUAGAAACAAAUUCGAAUGAAGAAUAUGUGGUAGAGAGUACUGGAGCAAGGGUGACAUUGUCAUCAGCCGUGGGAUUGAUCAACCGAUAUUGUUCAAAGCUGCCGUCAGAUAUCUUUACAAGAUUGGUACCUCAGGUCAAUGUUAAAUGUAUUCCACGUGGGUCAUACAAUUUCUUUGAGGCUGAGUUGCUGUUACCUAUCAAUGCACCAGUUAAACACGCCAUUAAGUUGACUAAACCGGUUCAGUCAUCCAAUUUGGCUAAAAUGGCAGUGGCUUUGGAGGUGAGAACGACUUAAAAUUAUUGCUUUUCAAGCUCUUUUGGGGCUUUUUGACUUUUUAAUUCAAACUUUAAAACACAGAAAAAUCAACAAAAAUUUGAUGACAAGAGAACUUUUGAGCGAGAAAAAGUAAAAUGUAUAUAUUAUCAUAAUUUUAAGUUGUUUUAGGCUUGCAAAGUCCUGCACAAUGAAGGCGAACUCACAGACCAUCUGUAUCCAGCUGGAAAGGAUAUUAUCAUUGAAAAGACAAACUCAGCAGAUGAAUUCCUAAGCGAAGUUCUGGCAGACAAUCAGAAUCUUGCGAUUAGUAAUCACAAUAUCAAGAACCGAAGAUUGCACGACAGGAAGGUGUCAAGACAAAUCAAUGGAGUUUUGGCGACAACAGAGAAUGAGGCCUAUAUCUACAUGAUUGAUAUUGACUUGGUGAAUCCAAUCAGAGACGAGGAUAACAUCAAAAGGAGGAAGAUUAUCAACCCCCACGAUGACGACUUUGCUUUUGGGUUUUUGUGCACUAGCGAACUGCCACCGGUAGGUAUUAGGGAUGGUACUAUCAAGAAUGAGGUGUUUUGAGGUGCUGAUGGAUAAAAUACUUUGACUUAGUAUUAGUUAGGAUAAAAAAUUUUAGUUUUUACUAGCUAAAAUAAUGUAAAAUACGAUACCGUCUCUCGUUUUCGUCAAUUAAAGUAUAUCUAAACAACAGAAAUUUAAAUUUUUUACUAUUUUUGAAUAAAAUUCACUUUUAUUUCUCUUCACUUACAGGUAACUCCGUUCCCAGUAGCCAUGCGACAAGGAAUGACCAAAGUAUCAUUCGUCAGGACAACCAACAAGAAGAGUUUCAAUGCAGAAACCCUGAGGAAGAUCUACGAAUUUCAUCAACAUAUCUUUGACGACAUUUUACGGGUGGUCAAGAAUGCGGUCGAUUUUAGCCCAGAGUGCUCAGCCUUUCCGCUUUUGGUCGCUCCGAUCAUCAAACGUAAGGUUUUUGACAUUAGAACUGUCUGGUGAUAGUAAUUGAUAGUAUUAACGAAAAAACUAGAUUUUUUGCUUGGGUUUAGAUUUAAAUUGAUUGUUAUGUAGGUACAGAAAAUAUAUUAUUUCGUUUAAAAGAAAUUGAUUUAAAAACAAAAUUUAGGUAGUUUAAAGCUAGACCAAUAUAAACAAUGUUUUCAGAACGAGAUCGCCUUGGUUAUGUUGUUGAUUGUGUGAUAAACGAGAAUCUUUUGUCACAGGAAUUCACUAAAGCCAUGGUAAUGCCAACAUUGGAAGAACGACGAAGUAUGACUUUUGAAGACGAAAAGUACGAGGAUGCUGUAGUGACACCGUGGUAUAGAGCAAACGAACAUCCAUCUUACUAUUAUGUGGCUAGGGUAAGAAAAAGGUUUUAAGUCAAGUUUUAUGGCAUUUUUGGAUAUUUUACAUUUAUAAAAGUUAAAAUUUUGUUCAAAAAGUGAUGUUUUAGAUUAAAAAUGGUAUAUUAACGUAUAUAUAGCAUGACUAUGAUCACAUAUUUUAGCUAGCCAGAGGAAACAACCCAAGUUCAAAAUUCCCGGAUGAAAAGUACCCCAACUUCAACGAGUACUACAAACUAAAGUAUAAUAUCGACAUUAUUCAUCAAGAUCAGCCCUUACUCGAAGUGGAUCGUGCCUCCGAACGAAUGAACCUCAUCUUUCCCCGACAUGUCAGCUCACGAGCCCGAAAGCAAGCCUACGACCCGACACAACAACAGGUUUUAGUGCCUGAACUCGUGUGUCUUCAUCCUCUGAGGGCCAACUACUGGACAAUGAUCAUUGCAUUGCCAACUAUAUUUUACCGGUUAAAUCAAUUCUUGUUAAUCGAUGAGUUAAGGGAGAGGAUUCUGGAGCAGGCUUUGAAGAAGCCGAAGUUAAGAUACGAAGAAUACAAUUGGAACAAGUACCCAUUGGAGUACGACUGCCAUUCUAUAAACAAUGUCAGUCAGUUGAAGAAGAAACAAGACGUCGAAGCGAAAUUGGACGAUUCUCUGGAGAAGAUGGACACAACCAGCGAUCACACCUUCUCCAUCGGAGUAUGGGACCCGAACGAUGCUAUGGAGUACCAAUCGGUCGAUCCCAACUUCCUACCGAACGUGGAUUCCGGAUGUGUGGAGAGAAUCAACGAAGAAGUCUCGAUCAGUCGUCCCGACGCCGACUUUGACGCUUCUGACGCCGAAGCCGAGGAAUACGAAAUUUCAACAGAUUUCAAAAUGAAUGCGGACGAUCCACAGAAUCUGAAGAUGUUUACACCGAGAAAUGAAGUCAUUGAAUCCUACGCUGACCUGGGAUGGGAGAAUGCGGGAGAAAUCUGUGGAAACGGGUACCUGUCCAUUAUUUCAGAACCAAAAACCGGGGUUAAGAUCAACAUGGAGAAUCUAAAUCACGAUUUGUUGAAGGUGUUAGAGACUCCAGAAAGCAAAGAAGAGACUGAGAAGGACGAUAAGAACAAGGUAAGGUUAACUUGAAUGGAACCAUUAAGGUUUUGGAAAGUUUUUAAAAAGCUAAUGAUAACGUACAAAUUAUUUCUGAAACAUACCAAUAUAAAUAUUAUAGUUAUAACAAAAAGUACAGAAAGAGCCAGAUUUUUGCGAUAUCUAUGAGUUUUAACAUACAAGUUUUAUUUCAGACCCCAAAUGACAAAACAAAGGUAGCCCAGUCGAACUCAACAGAAUCCAUCCUGAAAGAAGACGAUGCCUUAUCUCCAGACAUGUUCGACGGAUUGAAACCGGUGGAAGUUACCCUACGUGAACAUAUCAUCAAAGCCAAUCAACCUCGCAAGCUUGACAUUGAUGACGCUUCGUUGGAUCAAUAUAUCAAUGGAAAUGUGGGUUUCUUUGAUUAUUUUGACUUAAAUUUUAAAAAUGUAUUGAAUGACAUCUAGUAUCAACAUACUACCAAAUAAUAACUUAAUUUUUAUAUUAUAGUGGACAUGUCACGCUCCCAAAGUCUCCAAAAAUUUCGAAUUUGAACGAAACGAGCUUGACUCAAAACCUGAAGGUGUACCACCAGCACUAAUGCUCCAAGCCGUCACAACAGGCAGCGCUUCGGAUGGAAUCAACCUAGAACGACUCGAAACUAUCGGAGAUUCGUUUCUGAAAAUGGCGGUAACAAUAUUCUUGUUCAAUACCUACCCGAAGCAUCACGAAGGUCGACUCAGUUUCUCGAGGUCAAAGGAAGUCUCGAAUGCCAACUUGUACUUGAAAGGAAUUGCCAAAGGUAUACCAUCGGUUAUGGAAACUGCCAAAUUCGAUCCGAACGUGAGCUGGUUACCUCCAUGUUACAGGUGUGAAGGCGGGUUUCAAACAAAUGGAUGGGUGAAGAAUGAUGGGAGUGUAAGUUUGUUUAAUGUUUGUGGGAGUAAGAAAGUUGUUUUAUUGUCUUGCUGUGGUAUUAAGUAUAGUUUGUUAUAUAAUUUUGUCAAGAAAAGCGUCAAUUACAUGGAUAUUGAUGCUGUUUUUAGCAGCAAAAAGGCCAGUUUUGAAGGAAAAACAAUAUUGAUAAACUUGGGGGUAUUCUUUGAUUGUUAAUAUUAUAACUUAUUUUGAUUUCAGAAUGACGAUGGUGUUGCUUGGGAGGUCGAAAACGACCAGACCAUCAAAGAAGUCGAUGGAGUUCAAACCAUUGAUUUGAAAAAGGUAAACGAAUUAAUAAAAAGCCAUUUUAAAGUUAUAUCAAAGUAUAUUUUAACAUCUUUAUAUUGAUUACCAUCUGUUUCUACUCCGAUAUUGAUAAAAUCUUGUGAAACGUUACAACUAAGCACAAUCAAAUGGAAAUUACUUAAAGGACUAGUUCGCCCAUUCAAAUAUCAUUGGCAUUCUGUCGCAAAAAUUCGACGUUCAUUUUUUUCGCAACAAACCUGAGCAGGUCGGUCCCAAAUUGGAAAAUUCAUUUCGACACCGACCCACUCACGUUUUUUGAGAAAAAUGAUUUUGAUUGAAAUUGCCUGAUUUUCGACGCUUUUUGCGACAGAAUGCCAAUGAUAUUUGAAUGGGCGAACUGGUCCUUUAAUUUUGAAUUAAAACAUGAUAUUGUUAUAGAUGAGACCAGCCACGGAAGAUGCCAUACCCUACAACCCGAUGACGCAACAAUGUAUUAAUGACAAAAGUAUCGCAGAUGCAGUGGAAGCGCUAAUUGGAGCACAUUUGAUCUCUUUGGGACCAAAAGCUGCCCUAUUAUUCAUGGAAUGGCUCGGUUUGAAAGUCUUGGUGUCUCCACCAACACCAGAAUCUCCAUUGCUGAGAUACUGUGAUUCGGAAGAUGAUGUAAGGUUUGGGAAUGCGUUUGGGGGUUCUUAGUUUCAGUAAGAGUACGUAAAAUAGCCAAAAAGUUGAUUCUAAGGAGACGUAUAGCUAUUUGUAGCCUCUUCUAUUCUGAACCAAGGAUUCCACAUUUUAUUUGAUUAACUUUGAAUUUCAGCCCAACUUUUCGAAACGCCAAGUAGUUGAACUCUACAAGAAUAACCAAUUUGAGAAGAUCGAGAAGACCAUCAACUACACUUUUGCCAACAAAGCUUUCCUGAUUCAAGCCUUCACCCAUGCUUCCUACUUCAAAGGGCGAGCUACCGGCUGUUAUCAACGACUCGAAUUCCUGGGUGACGCUGUCUUGGACUACAUGAUUACUCGAUAUCUUUUCGAACAUCCUGAUAAAUUUGCACCGGGCGUGUUGACUGAUUUGAGAUCAGCUCUGGUCAACAAUACCAUCUUCGCGUCAUUGGCUGUUAAAUACGAGUUUCAUAAGGUAGGUUUUGGUAGCUUCAGUGUAUCAGUGUUGCCGAUUUCUCAAAAAAUAUUGAACAUGAUCUCCUGUAGAUUUAUGAAUAACUUUUAUUUUUAUAAUAUUUUUAUUUUAAAAUUCUAAAAUAAACAUUUUAGCUCUUCUUGAACUACUCGUCGUCCCUCGCCCGAAAGAUUGAGUCAUUUGUCAAGAGUUGUGGCACAAGUUCAAUCUUUAACUGUCCUAAUUUCAACGACGAGGUAAGAAUUUGAAAUAUUCACUCAUUAUGCUAACUAUACUUUUAAACGCUCUUUAUCACUUGAUGAUUCUUUUAAAAACCGUAAUUAUUAAAGGAAAAAUGGCAAUGAUAGUUAAAAUUUACUUUAGUUAUUCAAAGUUACCGAGGACGAAAUUGAAGACGGUCAAGAGGAAGAAGUGGAAGUGCCAAAAGCCCUCGGCGAUAUAUUCGAAUCACUGGCUGGAGCUGUUUAUUUGGUAAGGGAAAUGCGAAUGUCGUAGAUCUAUGAGUAAAGACAAUAUGAAAGUAGAUAAAAGCACUUCUGGUAGUUAAAGCUUUCGAGGUUUCUUGGGUAAAAAAUUUAAAUUUUAUUGUUUCAGGAUUGCAACCGGAAUUUGGAUACAGUCUGGAAUGUUUACUACAACUUGAUGAAAGACCUAAUUGAUCAAUGUUGCCGAGAUCCACCACAAUCACCGAUCAGAGAGCUAUUGGAAAUGAAGGAUAUUCACGCCAGGUUCUCGUAAGUGCAAUAAAGACUUCCCUGGUCAAAAAGUAAUUAGAAGAAGAGAUAAGAAGCUUGAGUUUUAUGAAACAAAUAGUUUUCAAAAUUUUAAAUACGAAGUGAUAUCAAUUACCUUAAAAAAAGAAAGUGAUAUCAAUCACCUUGUGACACAUACAAAAACCUUAAUAAAAAUUCAAAUUUCAGCAAAUUGGAGCGAAUAAUGGAGACCAACAAAGUCAGAUGCACAGUAGAAGUUGGGGACAAACUAGUAUUCCAUGGAAUGGGCCGCGGCUACAAGAUUGCCAAAGCGACAGCGGCCAAGAAGGCGUUGUUGUACCUGAAGAAGAUGAAGGCCCAGAAGGAGGAGAGGAAAUGA